This is a messenger RNA of Daphnia pulicaria, 1364 nucleotides long. RefSeq names its product N(G),N(G)-dimethylarginine dimethylaminohydrolase 1-like. NCBI's taxonomy places the organism in Eukaryota, Metazoa, Arthropoda, Branchiopoda, Diplostraca, Daphniidae. Gene Ontology annotation, molecular function: dimethylargininase activity; amino acid binding. Bases 112 to 933 code for a protein of 273 amino acids. The record is from RefSeq and is a predicted model, not a curated record. The transcript is spliced from 6 exons. Gene Ontology annotation, biological process: arginine metabolic process; positive regulation of nitric oxide biosynthetic process.
UUGUUCGGCAACGUCGCUCGCGGCCAUGUUGUUUGCGUUUUGACAGAUCCGCGCCACACUCCACAAUAAUAACAAUCAAAUAAAAGUCUUAAAAUUUAAAAACAAAAAGUUAUGGCCAACGCUUUCAAAUUUACCCAUGCAAUAGUAUGUCGUUUGCCAGAUUCGUUCCAAAAAAAUGCCAGUGCUACAAGUGGCUUCAACCUAAGUCUGGCUAAAGAGCAACAUGCUGCAUAUGUCAGUACUUUGAGAAGAUUGGGUCUAGAUGUUAUUGAACUUCCUCCCGAUGAAGCCCUACCUGAUUGUGUAUUCGUGGAAGAUACGGCCGUUGUUGUCAACGGAACGGCACUGAUAACAAGGCCGGGAUUACCAAGUCGACAGAAAGAGAGCAUCAUAAUGAAAGCCAUCAUUCAAAAGGAACUUGGUUUACCAACCGUGGAAAUUAGUGAUCAGAAAGCUACUAUCGAUGGUGGAGAUGUUCUCUUUACUGGCAAAGAAUUCUUUGUUGGAAUCUCCGAACGAACGAAUCUCGGUGGCGCCCGAGCAGUGGCAGCGGCUUUUCCAGAGUAUCCUUGCACUCCUGUUAAGAUCAGUGGGGCACUCCAUUUGAAAAACUUGGUAACAAUGGCCGGCCCUGAUAUUAUUUGCGCAAGUAAAACCAAAGAUUCUGAAGAAGUUUUGAAAAGAAUGGAAAGAGAAGCGACAUUCCAGUACCAGAUCCUGCGCGUGCCGGAUCGUGAUGCAGCCAAUUGCCUAUUCAUCAAUGGUACACUAAUUCACCGCACAUCUGACGAAUUCAACGAGUCAACCAAAGUCUUCAACGAACUCGCUUGCGAGACAUUAGAACUAGACAUUUCCGAGAUAGCCAAAAUUCAGACGGCCUUGACAUGCUGUUCCAUCCUUAUUCGGAAACCGAAGCACAUCAAGAGUCUUUAACGAAACACUUCCAAAACCCGGUUUUAAAAAACAGUUUACAUAUUCGUUUUCGCUUGGAAUACCAGCCUUCGCGUCGCAACUGGAACACUGCCCAAAAUAUACCCACCAUUUAUGCGGCCCGCCCUGCACAACAACGCAGAUUAUAUACCACAUUAUAUUAGACUGCAGCUUUAUCUUACGGCGACGCCGUGUGUUCGGAAUAAAAAGAGAUUAUUUUGCUUCUAGAUAGUUAAGUAUCGCUAUCUAUUCAUGAUCCAAAAAAGAAGAAUCUUGUAUGUAGUCAUUUUGGUCAGCAUUCGACCACUUUCCAAAUAGUUCCAUUCCAUUUGUUCUCUUAAUCUUUUUCUAUAUCUGUCUUUGAGUAAUCUCAAAAUAAUAAUAUAUAUUUCUAUUUGCACACUACUUUGAAUAAAACUACUAAUACAACCGAA